Molecule: messenger RNA, 362 nt
Organism: Yamadazyma tenuis ATCC 10573
Lineage: Eukaryota; Fungi; Ascomycota; Pichiomycetes; Serinales; Debaryomycetaceae
Source: RefSeq, a predicted model, not a curated record
GGAUCACAAUCCAAAACAUGAGCACAUCCUCACUUGAAUUGAAUGAUGCCAACGCCACGGUGGGUCUCACAACACCACAGCUUCACGAUGGAGAGGUGGCGGGAGAUGUGUCUGACACGAGUGGCUUCAAGAAGGAGGCGGUCAAUACCGUGUUCGACGUGGCCUUGAGCAUAGACACUGAAGCCAAACAGCUUCUCGAGACAUUGGUCAAGAAUGACGACGAGAUUACCGACAGAUUGGAGAGUAUCUCUGUGAAGAUCCGGAAGAUCAGGUCACAAAUGGAUGAUUUGUGAUGUUUACUGCUGAAUUUCCACAAUGAUGUGUAGCUGUAAUGAUGUUAAUACGAACAAACCCCAAUUGGA